Molecule: messenger RNA, 2318 nt
Organism: Loxodonta africana (African savanna elephant)
Lineage: Eukaryota; Metazoa; Chordata; Mammalia; Proboscidea; Elephantidae
Product: baculoviral IAP repeat-containing protein 3
Exons: 8
Coding region: 1-1812 (603 amino acids)
Biological process (GO): negative regulation of necroptotic process; positive regulation of protein ubiquitination; negative regulation of apoptotic process
Cellular component (GO): cytoplasm; nucleus
Molecular function (GO): ubiquitin protein ligase activity; cysteine-type endopeptidase inhibitor activity involved in apoptotic process
Source: RefSeq, a predicted model, not a curated record
AUGAACACAGAAAAUAGCAUAUUCUUAUCAAAUUUGAUGAAAAGCACCAACAUGUCUGAAUUGAAAUACGACUUUUCAUGUGAACUGUACCGAAUUUCUACGUAUUCGACUUUCCCCCCUGGAGUUCCCAUCUCAGAAAGGAGUCUUGCUCGGGCUGGUUUUUAUUACACUGGUGUGAACGACAAGGUCAAAUGCUUCUGUUGCGGUCUGAUGCUGGAUAACUGGAAACAAGGAGACAACGCUAUUGAAAAGCAUAAAAAGCUGUAUCCCAGCUGCAGCUUCAUUCAGAAUCUAAGUUCAUUUAGUGGUCUGGGAGCCACCUCUCAGCCUGUGUUUUCUUCUUCAGUGAUAAACUCCACACAUUCAUUACUACCAAGUUUGGAAAACAGUGGCUACUUCAGCGGCUCUUAUUCAAGCUUUUCGUCAAACCCUGUGAACUCCAGUGCAAAUCAAGCCUUUUCUGCCUUGAGGACAAGCCCCUACAGUUGUGCAAUGAAUACUGAAAAAGCCAGGUUACUUACUUUCCAGAUGUGGCCGUUGACCUUUCUAUCACCAACAGAUCUGGCAAAAGCAGGCUUUUACUAUGUAGGACCUGGAGACAAAGUGGCUUGCUUUGCCUGUGGUGGAAAACUGAGCAAUUGGGAACUGAAGGAUGACGCUAUGUCAGAACACUUGAGACAUUUUCCCAACUGUCCGUUUUUAGAAAAUCAGCUUCAAGAAUCUUCAAGAUACACUGUUUCUAAUCUGAGCAUGCAGACACAGGCAGCUCGCUUUAAAACAUUCUGUAACUGGCCGGCUAGUGUUCCAGUUCAUCCCGAGCAGCUUGCAAGUGCUGGCUUUUAUUAUAUGGGUCAUAGCGAUGAUGUCAAAUGCUUUUGCUGUGAUGGUGGACUGAGGUGUUGGGAAUCUGGAGACGAUCCAUGGGUGGAACAUGCUAAGUGGUUUCCAAGGUGCGAGUACUUGAUACGAAUUAAAGGACAAGAGUUCAUAAGUCGAGUUCAAGCCAGUUACCCUCAUCUGCUUGAACAGCUGUUAUCUACUUCAGACACUCCAGAAGAUGAAAAUGCAGAGUCACCAAUUAUUCACUUUGGACCUGGUGAAAACCAUUCAGAAGAUGCAGUCAUGAUGAAUACACGUGUAGUUAAAGCUGCCCUGGAAAUGGGCUUCAGCAGAAGGCUGGUAAAACAGACAGUUCAGAGUAAAAUCCUCAUGACUGGAGAAAAUUAUAAGACCAUCAGUGAUCUUGUAUUAGAUUUACUUAAUGCAGAAGAUGAACUGAGAGAAGAGGAGAAAGAAAGAGAAACCGAGGAAAAAGAAUCAGAUGAUCUAUCAUUAAUUCGGAAGAAUAGAAUGGCACUUUUUCAACAUUUGACUUGUGUGCUUCCAAUCCUGGAUAGUCUAAUGAUUGCCAGAGUAAUUAAUGAACAAGAAUAUGAUGUUAUUAAACAGAAAACACAGACACCUCUACAAGCAAGAGAGCUGAUUGAUACUAUUUUAGUAAAAGGAAAUAGUGCAGCUGCCAUAUUCAGAAGCUCUCUACAAGAAAAUGACCCCGUGUUAUACAAGAAUUUAUUUGUGCAACAGGACAUAAAGUAUAUUCCCACAGAAGAUGUUUCAGAUCUACCAAUGGAAGAACAAUUGAGGAGAUUACAGGAAGAAAGAACAUGUAAAGUGUGUAUGGACAAAGAAGUGUCCAUAGUGUUUAUUCCUUGUGGUCAUCUAGUAGUAUGCAAAGAAUGUGCCCCGUCUCUAAGAAAAUGUCCUAUUUGUAGAGGCACAAUCAAGGGUACAGUUCGUACGUUUCUUUCAUGAAAAAGAGCCAAAACUUUGUCUAAACUUUUGGAAUUAAUGAACUGAAAUGGAUUGUAAUUUUAAUUUUUAUACUCAUUUGGUUUCUUUUAAAACUUCUAUUUAUUUACAACUCGGAAAAAUGGUUUUUUUAUAAAUAUUAUAUAAAUAUUAAUAUAUAAAUGUGUAUCUAAAACACACACAUGUUCUAGAUACCAAGAGAAUAAUAGGCUUUUGUUCUUGUGAACAAAAAAUAGAGCUACCACUACAAACACAGUACCAAAUCCAAACAUCAGCAUUACUGAAAUUGUAAAUGAAAUAAAUUUAAGAUUUUUGAGUUAACCUUACAGAAUUUUAAAUAUUUUGGAAUUGGAUUAAGAGCCAGGAACACAGAUUCUCUCUUUCAAUCAGUGUCCUGUACAUAGGUCUCAGUAUUUGUUGAAUGACUUUUCUGUGGCAUGAUGACUAAGGCUGUUUUUUGUAAAGAAUUCUGUGAGGAGCAAUUUAAUAAAGUAAAAAAAAAAAAAUUA